Molecule: messenger RNA, 775 nt
Organism: Solanum verrucosum
Lineage: Eukaryota; Viridiplantae; Streptophyta; Magnoliopsida; Solanales; Solanaceae
Exons: 1
Coding region: 24-746 (240 amino acids)
Source: RefSeq, a predicted model, not a curated record
AACAAAAUUUCUUAAAGGAAAAAAUGUCAGGUGGAGUUGGUCCAUGUAGUGACAUUCUUAAAGAUGAAAACUCUGAACAAAUCACGAACAAUUCCCAGAAAAAACCACAACAACAACAAAACAGAGGAUUUUUCACUUUUGGACAGCUUAACGUCCUCGCCAUCAUAAUCAUCUUUUCUUCUAGUGGCAUGGUUAGUAUUGAAGAUUUCUCUUUUGUCUUAUUCUCCCUAAUUUACAUCUACUUCAUCUCCAAAAUUGCCUUUCCCCCAAUUUCUCCUAAAACAGAGCAGCUGCCUGUUUUCGGCGAAAAAAACAGUGUAUUAAAUCUUUACGUCUCAAUUGGAGCUCUGGUUGGAUUAUUCCUCCCAAUACUUUAUAUUUUCGAAGGAAUUUAUGAGGGCGAUAAAGAAGGUAUCAAAGCAGCAGCCCCACAUGUUUUCUUGCUGGCUAGUCAAGUUUUCAUGGAAGGAUUGACGUUUACUGGUCAAUUUUCGCUGCCUAUAAGAGUUUUUGUUCCAGUUUUUUACAAUUCGAGGAGGAUUUUUACGAUUAUGGAGUGGUUGAAGACUGAAAUAUCGAAAGUGGAUGAAGAAUAUGGAGGAAAUGUGAGGAGGGUGUAUAUGGGUAGAGGAUUGGCUGCUGCUAAUAUGGUGUUUUGGUGUUUUAAUUUGUUCUGUUUUUUGUUGCCUGUGUAUCUUCCUAAGGCCUUUAAGAUAUACUACUGUGGCCGCAAAUCAAAAGAUUGAUUAAUGUAUAAUUUUUUGCUUUCAUCUUG